This is a messenger RNA of Amphibalanus amphitrite, 5763 nucleotides long. RefSeq names its product calpain-D-like. The record is from RefSeq and is a predicted model, not a curated record. Lineage: Eukaryota; Metazoa; Arthropoda; Thecostraca; Balanomorpha; Balanidae. Bases 481 to 3255 code for a protein of 924 amino acids. The transcript is spliced from 11 exons. Gene Ontology annotation, cellular component: cytoplasm. Gene Ontology annotation, biological process: proteolysis. Gene Ontology annotation, molecular function: calcium-dependent cysteine-type endopeptidase activity.
CAUUUGUCCACAGAAAAUAAAGUCAAGAUCAGCUGAUUUGGGCAUCCAAGCUUGCCCAAUAUUGACAGGAGAAGACCAGUACAGCUUCUAGUCUAUCCAGUAAAGUCUUGUGGAGGCUUGCCGCAGCAGCUGUAGUAUCAUCUUCUAUCAGUGUAAGGGUGACAGGCAGUAGCGACAGCCAAGUCCUCCAGAAGCCUGCAUCACCUCAGUCAGGUGCAGACGGCUGCUCCCCAACCAUCGUCCAUCACUGAAAUCUGUGACUGAACCCAGAUGCAAUUGACACAAGCAGCUUGCUGUCUGAAUAGGCUGCCACAAGUCAAAGAAAACUCUACAUUGGACAGUGCAAACUCCCAAGCAGUGAACCUCUUAGUCUCCUGCCUGUGUGCAUAUCAAUCAUUCACCUUUUGUCAGUGGUAAUAGGUCACUACAGAGGUACGGGUCCUCCUCUGUUGUCACAGAGGCGGCUAGCUUCUGACUCCGAUGGUACCAGCUGGCGAGGGGGAGGUAACCGGUGACCUGACAAAGUCGCCCAAACGCCAGAACUCGUCUCUGUACGACCGAGUCCGGAAUAAGCUGAGCCGCUCACUGAGCAGCAGUGCUGCCGCUGCCUCACCAGAAAACGCCCGCAGCAAAUCUCCUACUCGGGUUUGGGUGUGCGCGCAGUGCACCCUCCACAAUCCCAGAUCGUCCGAGUCGUGUGAGGCGUGCAGAGCGACCCGUCCCGCGGCGCGACGGCCCGUCUCGGACGUGACGCCGCUCUCCGUGCAGGCCGCGCUGGCUCGGUUCGUGGCCUCGCGGGCCGUCGGCGGCUCGGGCUCCGACGGUCUGAACCGCUUCUCCAGCCACCUGGCCGGCGGCCGCUCCGACACCGUUGUUGGGAGACAGACGCUCGAUGCCGACUUCCAGUACCUGCCCGGCCAGCCGAUGCCGUCAGCGGAGUCUACCUCGGUGCCGGCCUCGUGGCGCUGCGCCCGCUGCACCUACAUCAACGCUCCCGGCUCGCUGCGCUGUGCUCUGUGCGCGGCGGCGGCGGCGGUGGUGGAGCGGCCCCCGCCAGCUGACUGGACAUGUUUGCGGUGUACUCUAGUGAACACACCCACAGCGAAACGGUGCGCAGCCUGCCGCAGUCGACCAUCCUCCGCGCCAGCCGCCGCCCCAGCCGCCCCCGCUGCCACUGCUCCUGCCACCGCCCCUGCCGCGACCGCCGCCUCCUCAGCCUCCAGCACCCGUCCCCCGCCGGCCACCGGACCUCCCCUCGUGCCCUCAUCAUCAGCCAGCUGGGCGUGCCCGACGUGCACCUACGGGAACGCGGCGGAUGACAGCCGCUGCGGCAUGUGUGGUGCGCCGCGGGUGGGAGGUACCAGAUCGGAUGGCGGUGCUGCCGUCCUGGCCAACCGGAGUGAGAGCGAGCUGGAGUCCGACCUCCGUAUAUGGGAGGAGCAGGGCGCUCGGCAGACGUGGAAACGGAUCGUCGACUUCUGUGUUCAGGACGGUGAGCCGUUCGUGGACGACUCGUUCCCUCCGGCGGCGCGCAGCCUCUACUACAGCGGCGCGGCGCCGGCCGAGCAGCGUCCCACCGUCCAGUGGCUGCGCCCGCGGCAGAUCCAGGCCGACAGCUCUACCUCGCGCUGGACUGUGUUCCGGCGACCGCAGCCGUCUCACAUACAACAGGGUAUCCUGGGCAACUGCUGGCUGCUCAGCGCGCUGGCGGUGCUUGCAGAGCGGGAGGAGCUCGUACAGAACGUGAUGGUUACCAAGGAGUUCUGCGAGCAGGGUGUCUAUCAGGUGCGACUUUGUAAGGACGGCCAGUGGCAAACGGUGCUGAUCGACGAUCUGCUGCCCUGUGAUGCCAAAGGACGACUGGUCUACUCACAGACGAAGCACCGCCAGCUGUGGGUGCCGCUCAUUGAGAAGGCUGUUGCCAAGGUACACGGCUGCUACGAGGCGUUAGUCUCAGGCCGGGCCAUCGAGGGACUGGCCACUCUCACCGGAGCGCCCUGCGACAGCAUCCCUCUUCAGGUAUCCUCUGUACCCAGUGAAGCGGAGGAGCUGGACCGGGAGCUCAUCUGGGCGCAGCUGCUCAGCUCUCGUGCCGCCGGCUUUCUGAUGGGUGCGUCCUGUGGCGGCGGCAAUAUGAAGGUGGUCGAUGCCGAGUUUAAGAAGAUGGGGCUGCGGCCACGACAUGCCUACUCCGUGCUGGACGUGCGGGAGGCGGCUGGGUACCGACUGCUGCGAUUACGGAACCCCUGGGGACACUACUCGUGGCGCGGACAGUGGAGUGAAGGCUCAGACGCCUGGACGCCCGAGCUGCGCGCGCAGCUGUCGGCAGGCGGAGGCGGGGAUGGUGGUGGGGUGUUCUGGAUCAGCUACGACGACCUCCUGACCUAUUUCGACUGUAUCGACAUCUGUAAGGUGCGCCGCGACUGGCACGAGGUUCGCCUCACAGGCCUGCUGCCUCCUCUCAGCUCACCACGCCACCUGGGCGCUUACCUUCUCACCGUUACCGAACCCACGGAGCUGGAGCUCACACUGUUCCAGCAGGGCCAGAGAAACUCGGAGAAGGCUGUGCGACUUCAGUUGGACCUGUGUGUGGCGGUGUUUAACGCUCCCGACCGGCCGCCUUUCUGUCCAGGGAAACUGGUGCAGCACUCGCGGCGACAGGUGCGCGGCUUCGUCGGCUGUCACGCCAUGCUGGAGCCCGGUAACUACCUGGUGGUCUGUGUGGCGUUCAACCACUGGCAGACGGCGGUGGCGGCCGGAGCCGAGCAGCGCUACCCCGGGCACGUACUGUCUCUCCACUCGGGUCGCCACCUCAGCGUGCAGCUUGCGCCGCCAGAGAACCACCUGCUGGCGGACACCAUUAUACAGCUGACACUGACGCGGGGACAGCGACACGAGGGCCGCGAGGGGAUGACGGCCUACUACCUCACCAAGGGCUGGGCCGGCCUGGUGGUGGUAGUGGAGAACCGCCACUCGGACCGCUACAUUCAGGUGGCGUGCGACUGCAGCGAGAGCUACAACGUGGUCAGCACGCGGGCCCAGCUGCGCACUGCCGACGCCGUGCCGCCACUGCACCGACAGGUGAUCAUAGUUCUGACGCAGCUAGAGGGCAGUGGCGGCUUCUCCAUCACGCAUCGUCUCACGCACCGCGUCUCUUUCUCGGGCGGCCUGGCCGACUGGGGGCCGGCCGGCGCCGCUCAUCAGCCACCCAUCGGCUCGGACGUGGCCGGGCUGCACAGUCCACGGCCCAUCUGAGAGGUGGUGGAAGAUUCGACUGUCUCUCGUCUGUCGUCGUCCAGCUGAGUGUCCAGUGCGGGGUCGUGCUGCCGUGGAGGGUGGGGAGGGGAUGGGAGAGUAGUGCCGGUGGUGAAUUCGAUGGCUGAGAGGGGAGGGGGCGUUGUGAAGAGAGGCGACCGCCGGUGAUCGGGAUGGGCCGCUGUGGUGUGGUGUGGUCCAGCCACCAGCGAUGCCCGGUUGAUGUGACAGGCCUACCCAGCUGCCCCGGCCAUCCUCCACCGGCACACUGGACCUCUAUCGUACCGACUAGCUCCUGAUGAACCGUGAAACAGUGCUCUCAUCUGUAUCGCUAUAGUGAAACCAGUGACGCACAUAGAAAAGUCGACUCAAACAGGCAUCAUCAUCCGUCCAUCAGUUUCGCAAUACCUUCAAUUUUCUACUUCCUUCGAAUCAUCUCAUGUACUUUUGGAUUUCGUCUUUAUUCUCAUCCACGUUCUUUUUACGCUAAACGAUUCACUCUCGACAGUUACAUCUCUUUCACGUUUGCGUGUGCUUAGUUUGUUUCCCAUCUGUGCGAUAUUUGUUUUAUUUGGCAUAAAUACUUAGGUGCAUCAAACUUAGGGUAGGUAGUGCUUCACUGCGAAAAGCUAGGCGGCAGCAAAGCAGAUCUCGUGUUUGGAGUGUCAUGUCAACUUUGCAUUGCUUUAUGGUUUAACUUCCGCAUUGUUUGAUCAACCAUAUUUUACUAAGUCAUGUAGAGAUACUUAAGCAUUUUUUGGCCGAAUAUUAGUAGCAGGCUACCUUUCCGUCUGAAUGAUGAAAGUCCUGUUAGCGACCCCCGGUUGCAUUGCAAGAAACCAUCAUCUUAUCGUGGAUUGCAGGAUAUUAUUGUUCGACCGUAGAUUUAGUUAGUUUUCAUCUAGGUUCGACUGGUCAAUAUCGAUAUUACCCCACUUAAUUGCCGCACGACUGUCUGGCUCGGGUUCCGUCGGCGCGCGUGUGCUGAUCGAUGAAGUGUCGCUCACAACAGGUAGUAAGUCGCUGAGCCAAUGUCUAGCCCGCUCAACAGUUAGCCGUUGUCAGGGUCCGUAGCCUCUGCCGUGGUCCUUAGCCUCUGCCGCUGCCGUGGUCCAUACCCCGAAUUCGGAGUCUACCGGACGACGAAGAUUCUACGUCGUCCGGCCAGUGGCGUUCGAGGUCAGCAGGGGCUUGGCUUCGGUUAUCGAACGGGAUUGGCCGGACGACGUAGAAUGUUCUUCGUCCGGGGAGGCUGCGAACGCGCCCAUAGUCUCAGCCGCUACCGUGGUCCAUAGCCUCUGCCGCUGGCGGGGUCCGUAGCCUCUGCCGAGGUCUGUAGCCUCGCUUGCCUCAGCUCUCAGGUACUAACGCAUAACAAGCCGGUGAAAGUGAUGGAACUGAAGAUUGGCUGAACUCUGGAGCAUUAUGCCCUUCGGAAUGGGUCCGCCGGUGUCACAACGUGUGAUGUUAUGUUUCUCUGUGGUGGAAAACAUGUGACCAUUUAUAUUCGCUAUUGAUCAGAACAUAAUUAAGAUAAAGGUACGCACAGCCAGCUAAUUGACAUGAAUGUUGUAUGAAUAUCUUUGGUGAUUUUCGUAGUGUGAACCAUUUUAACACUGACUUUAAGUGUGACCUUUCUUUAAGUGUGACCUUUUUGUGUCCGAAAUGUAUGCAUUUCCAUGCUACCCAUUGGUGUGUAUGUAUUUACAAUCAACUUGUUUGUGUUUUCGGUGCGUAUAAUUGGGUGAUGACUGAGGCUGGCCUCCAAAAACGACAAUGACUAUAUGUUUGGAUAAGUGGCCUCUGGGAUACAUUUUCGCAAAGACAGUAUUCUUCGUGUUCAUCGGUAUGUCGCACUCGUGUUACCCCGUAUCUUAUUGUGAAUGUCUGGCUAGUCGCCUGUGAACUAGAGGCUGAGCGCUGUUCAAUGACCAGGAAUCGUAACAUGACCCGAUUGCGAAGAGGGUGUACCAGGGACGGUCUAUCACUGUCACUUGUGUCGCAGUAGCGUAAGGUAUCGUGUUCACCUCUGGGGGUCAUCAGCUGUCUGUGUGACGAUGUCUGAUCGUUGACUGUUUGUGUUAUCUUACCCCGCGCUGGUCAAGUUUGAUACGUAUUGUCGUUGAUCAAUGUUGCAUCUGUUUAUCGUGUAUGCCAAGCGUUUGCCAGAACUAGGGAGGACUCUUAUGUAACGGUCGCUACACAGAUGUGUGCGCGCUGGCUGAGAGAAAGUGCAGGAUCCUUGAAGGAUACCCGCUCGGCUGUCUGGCAGAAUAGUCAACCACUGGUCCUAGCUAGAUAAUGUGACGUCACCAAUAUGCUAAAACUCGUCCUCUGGUUGGUAGCGGAAGCUUCUAGCCCAAUGAUGAACCAUCGGCAUCGAAUGUCAAAAUCAAAAGCUUAUCGCUGAGGGCCAGUGAACUGCCAUUCAGGUGGCUCGUUUACACCGGCUGAAUGUGUCAGAUGACUGAUUGGUCGUCUGCGGAAAAUAUACCGUCUUAUAUCUUG